Messenger RNA from Asparagus officinalis (garden asparagus), 493 nucleotides. RefSeq names its product protein DETOXIFICATION 20-like. Gene Ontology annotation, cellular component: membrane. Lineage: Eukaryota; Viridiplantae; Streptophyta; Magnoliopsida; Asparagales; Asparagaceae. Bases 98 to 400 code for a protein of 100 amino acids. The transcript is spliced from 2 exons. The record is from RefSeq and is a predicted model, not a curated record. Gene Ontology annotation, molecular function: transmembrane transporter activity.
CCCCUACAAAAGACAACAACACGUAUAAAAAUUAUCCGAACUUAGACGCGUUUGCUCGUUUCAAAUACAACUCCAGAAAGGGAGCACCUUAAAGAGGAUGGAGAAGGAUUUGAAGGAGAAACUUCUCUUAGGAGAAGCAGAGGGAUCAGAGGAGAAGCUUAGCAAGAGAGUGUGGGUGGAGAAUAAGAAGCUGUGGGUGGUAGCAGGACCUGCAAUAUUCUCAAGGUUUUCGACCUUCGGUGUCUCCAUCAUCACUCAGGCCUUCAUUGGCCAUCUUGGCUCUACAGAGUUCGCCGCCUAUGCCAUCGUCUUCACUGUCCUCUUGCGCUUCGCCAUCAGUAUCCAGUUAGUCAUGUCUUUGUCCAGUGCGAAAAGACAGAACUUCUGGAUCCAAAUAUGAGCAAUUUGGGAGUACUGACACAAAAUCUCUAGAGUUCAAAUCGUAUAAGAAACAUCCACGUGUGAUGGACGGUUUCGAUUCCUAUGAUGGAAA